AUGCAUGAGCUGCUGCUGUUCGGCCUGGUGCCCCGCGCGCGUCAUGAGCAGGUCCUGAAAAUCCUCGCCGGCGUCGCCGCCAUGCAGCCGCAGCGCGUCCUGGAGCGCCAUGUUGUCUACAAGCCGCAGCGCGAGCCCGACGAGCCCGGCUCCAACAUCCGGCGCGGUGCCAGCCAGGGCAUUGUGCAGAAGCAGGCCAAGCAGACCGCCGCGAGGGACCUCUACUUCACACACAUGGUGCAGACGCUGACCGAGGACGACUUUAAAGAGCAGAAGUCACAAGCGCCGUGGACGCACCAGUUCAACGACGUCCCCGAUACGGGCGACAGAGGCGUCACCGUUCGCAUGGUUUCGGGCACUGACUUUGUGGAAGGGGACCCUCACGCGUACAUGGCUGCCUUUGGGAACAACUUUGUUUCCGAGCACUACAUGGACGGCCACCGAUACGUCCACAAGAACAUUCUCAUUCUACUCCACCAGGUCCUCACUGAACCGGGCCCGCGAUCUGCAGAGCAAUCCCCGAAACCCUCCUUGCCGACGUUUGACUCCCUCACACCUCUGGAUCCAAGCGGGACCUACAUACUGCAAGCCUCGAUUCGGGUAGUCGAUAAUGGCAGUCCAGCGCUGAUCGAUCUCGGUGUGGAGGAACUAAAGGCCUUCAAGAACCUUAUGAAGGGCUGUGUAGAGUUGGACGCCCCUGAUCGUCUGGUUCUGGACACCCGAGUCAAGUACCAAGCGAGGCCUUUUGCGAACUUGCAACCACCUGCCGCAGCUGCGUAG
Mytilinidion resinicola is the source of this 780-nucleotide messenger RNA. RefSeq lists its product as uncharacterized. Gene Ontology annotation, cellular component: mediator complex; core mediator complex. NCBI's taxonomy places the organism in Eukaryota, Fungi, Ascomycota, Dothideomycetes, Mytilinidiales, Mytilinidiaceae. The record is from RefSeq and is a predicted model, not a curated record. Bases 1 to 780 code for a protein of 259 amino acids. Gene Ontology annotation, molecular function: transcription coregulator activity. Gene Ontology annotation, biological process: regulation of transcription by RNA polymerase II; termination of RNA polymerase II transcription. The transcript has 2 exons.